GACGGGUAGAAUUGUCGUGUCAUAAUAGACACGUUUAAAGGGGCAGUGUCACCCCCGUUUGUGCUUCCGGCUUCUAACACGUCUCCCAAAACAUGUUUGUAGAUGGGUUAGGUUAGCACAAUGUGACCAUGUACUAUUGUCUUAACCUUUUAACACCUAGUAUAAAGAGUCCUAACGUGUAUUUUUUUGUUUUUGUAUCAAAAUCGGCUAUUUUACACGUCGUAUACUGUGAGAGUCAUUCAUGCUAAUCUCUCAAAAUACAUUGUGUUCAUAUACCAGUCUAAAAUAUGAUUACAAAUUUUGUUCAUACAGCAAGUCAAUUCAUACUGACAAUAUUAGGAAUAUUUGGUACUUGAAGGAGCAUGAGGAACCUAAAAUAUAGCUGAACUUAAUUUUCUCUAAACAGGUUCAUCCUAAUAUCGCUAAUUGUUUGACACCCGAUUGCCAAUGUGAUGCUGUCCACGCUGUGAUAACAUGAAGAAGAACAAGCUGUGUCAUUGAGGACCGAAUGAAUGGAUGGAUCCAUGUGACCAGCCAUUUUGAUGAGAUCUGACGCGCCAUACAAGCUGGCGACAGCAUGCCAAGCGUCAAAGGGAAAGGCGGUUCUGCAUCCCAGCGGUAUGACGAAGCCACUCUGGCGCGCAGAAGGGAAUACUGGCGAACCCAGAAGCGGCAGCAGAGGGCCCGUCUUUCGGGGUCCGGAAAGAGACCAAAGCGGGAGAGUGCACUUAAGGUCUGGCAUCUGAGUGCUCCUACGGGCGUGAAUUGUACCUCAUCUAGGCCUCAGAGAUCUAAAAGAACUGACAGCACUGCGACCACGGUAACCAAUGGCUGCUCAGCUAACAUCGCACCGCAACGCAGAUCACGACAGAGGACACACUUUGCGUUACGCUCUCAGAAACCACGCCCUGAAGUACCCUCCUUGUGUGACUCGGCGCCUAUCAAGACAGAAGACACAACACCUCAAACAGGAAGCAACAAUGCAGCGUCUCUUCCUCUGCUCCUGUCUGAAGAGGAGAGGGCAGCUCGGCGCAGAGAGCACUGGAGGUUAAAAAAGCGAGAGCAACGAGCCAAGAUGGCCGCAAAGCUCUCCAAAGCCAGAGAACGGACGCAGAACAGAAACCUCACAUCAGAGAGGACAAGUGCUACUCAUCCUACUCCAAAGGUGAAAACACAAAUACUAGCAAAUAAUCAUAAUAGGAACAAAGCCUCCCAAAUAGGAAUACCUGAUGGUAACUUGGAAAGAAAGCCUCCACAUUUUGUACCGCCCUCCGCCCCUCGAGCAAUCACCAGAUGCAGUACACCUCGGCAGAGAUUCAUAGAAGCUCAAAGACAUCUAAAAGUCAAAUCCUUGUCUUUGGCGUCAACCUUUAAUUUGAGACACAUUCUCCGAAUAGAUACCUGUGACACACCAGAGCAGAUCAUCUCCAAGCAGAGGGAAUACUGGCGCAUUAAAAAAAGAGAACAGCGGGCAAAUAUGACAAUGGAGGCCAAGGUCCGGCUCAAGGAGAAAGACUCCCUGAUGCGAAGAGUCCGACGCUAUCAGAAGAUCCUGGAGGACAUGAGGAGGGCCCGAGCGCUGGCUCAGUCGUCAGGAAGCAUCCUAAGCCACGGGUCUGAGACCAUCGGGGGCUUCAUCAAAGAGGACGGGACGGUGUCGGUUAACGUUCCCCAGUUGGUUUCCUUAAAUCCCAACACAUCUAAAAGCGGAGAAGGACUUGAUGCUUCAAAUCCUGCUGAUGCUAAGUGGACGCCACUUUGUGUCAAGCAGCUCCCCCCUCAGGUCAACGUGUCCCCUGUUGGAGCGGCCAUUAAAAGCACAAACACAUCAACCAUACAAAGUGCCACCAGCACCCUCACCCUCACCCAUCCCCAAAGACAGCAGAAUUUCGUUCCUGGAAAUCCGCCCGCAGGUGGAUGUGUCAUGAGAAUGGCCGUGUCAAAUAGCGUACUCUCUUCGGAUCUGGCAUUGACAGAGGAGGCGAAGAUGGCCAAAAAGCGGGAGUACUGGCGGUUAAAGAAGCGCCAACAGCGAGCUGCACGGGCGACCCGACUGAGGCAAAGUGUGUCUGAAGCAAGACACGCAGCAACAUUGCAACGGAGGAAAUCCCUGCGACAAGCAGCAGCAGCAACCCCUGUGGCACCAAGCGGGCCUCCUCCGGUGGUGAGUAAAUUAAACCAAGCAUCUCUUUCAAACGACAGCCGGUCUCCCACACUACAUGCUAAUGCCAUCAAACAGGAGCCCACACCAGCAUCUAACCUAAACGACACCCCACAAGCAGCCAUAUGUCCAGACCUCAAACCCCCAGCCUGCCCUGCCUCUGCAGUGCCAUCACCUCCAGUGCCUGAGCCUGACCUAGCUGUGGCUGCAGACAGCCAGGCUACUACUCUGCUAGCGGUGGCCUCCAUGAAGAGGCUCCUGGAGGAGUCGCUAAGCACGGUCAACAGUGAGUGUAAAAGCAAAGAACCCCAAGUUAAGGCCGAGAUUAAAGAGGAGGCUUCGGAGCCAAAUUUAACUCCUGCGGUUCCCAUCGUCGCUGACUUCACACUGCAGGUCAAAACCCAGCCCCCCCUCAAGGACGACCAAACAACACCUCUUUCUACCUCAGACGUGCAGCCCACCUGCAAGGAGUCACCCCAAAGCACUCCCGUAGUCAAGAACGAGGGCACCCCCAUGCUGUUGUUCCAUCAGAACUGCACCUCAACACAACCGCCUAAACUCCAUCACCUCCCUGAGCGCAUAAGAGAGAAUCAAAUCGAUGCCGCUUGUCGGCAGACAUUGAGCGCGGUGGAGCAGAGCACCACGAGCAGCCUGCAGAAGAAGAGGGAAUACUGGAAGCUGAUGAAGAGGCAGCAGAGGGCCCGUUUGAAGGACCAGCUGAAGGAGAGGCGGCUUCCCCUGAGAAGCAACCAGGCUCCAGCUCUUGUUGUCAACUCCAUCAAAUCCAUGAAGGCCCCAGCAAAACUUCUCCCCAAGGCACCCAUACCUUCCUUUUCGUCAGGUAGAAAAAUUCCCACUUCUCUAGCUCUCACUUCCUCGUCUUAUAGUGCUGAGACGUCGACGGACACGAUUAAAGUAAAGCACCCUGUCACCAGCGAGCCAUGUGACAUGAAUGAGCCACACGCCAUGUCAUCUUCACUUAAGUGGACAUCCAGAAGCACAGAUUUCCUCGCCGCUCUCAAACCCCCGGACAACCCUCUUUCCACCAUCAAGCUUUCUCCAAUUGAACCCCCUAGCCAAACCCCAAACCCAAAUCCCAAUAAAAUCACUCCGAGCUCCAAACAUUUCCAAGCCGUGGCACCUUUAAGCACCAUGGGUCCUCCCAAGCCUGUCCCUGGGGAAUCCAAGGAGGACUUUCAGAAGAGGAAGCGGGAGUAUUGGAGGAUAAAAAAGAAGGAGCAGAGAGCGAGGAAGGCUGUUGGUGAUAAAGGGAUCGCUCCGGGUAGAGCCUCCAACUGCAAACCCAUCCUGCAUGCUCAGGACAUGCACAUUCAGCAGGAUUCCUAUCAAUGGGGGACCUCUGGUCAUGUGACUGAAGAAUCAACACAUCUCAUCAGCAAUUCCAUGCACACUGAGGCCUACCCAGAUUACACAGUGCCACUACAAGAUGAGCUUUUGUUUCCCAAUGACGAGCACCAUCCCGGCGGCGAAGACAGUCUUAUAUCGGAGCCCACGUGGAGGAACAUCUACCUCAUGGACUACGACCCCCUUAAUCAGCUGUUGGUAUGCAUGGUGUGCGGCGACCUGCAGUACUCCCACAGUCUGGAGGGGGUCCGCGCCCACAUCGAGGAGGCCCAUCCACACACGCUGUCCCUGGAGCCGGCCGAGCGGCGCUGCAUCUUGGAAGGCUGGGAUGAGCAGGUGUCCCAGCGGGAGCGCUUCUUUACCAGCCAGCUCCAGCAGCAUGGAGCUACUCUGCCGGAAACAUACAGGAAGUGACGUGCAGGGCUGGCCCCCACCAGGAGAAAAAUAUCUCUACCUAGCAUGUUUCAAGAGAAAACUUUGAAUUGAAACGCAUCCGAAUUACAAUAAUUCACAUUUCAUCUAGUGUGCUAUGUUUGGACGAGCCCACUCGUGAAAGCACAAGAACGGCGGCUGUUGUUGUUGUUGAUGUACAGUUGAGGAUAAAAUUAUUAGCCCCUCUAGAAAAAUUUCACUGUUUUUAAAGUAUUUCCCAAGUACUUUUAAACAGAGCAUUACAUUUUAACACAGACUUUUUAGACAUUCUUGUGUUAUUUUGGAUGCUUCCAAUAUUUUAGUUUGCACACUGAAAUGAAAAUAUUCCUAAUAGUCAGUUGAAUAUCCUUUUUGCUGGAUAACAACGUGCAGUCAUUAGUUAUAGUUUUCAACAAGUCUCUCACACUUCUUUUGAGCAACCUCAGCCCAUUGUUCUUUGGAGAAUCUCUCAAGCUCCUCCAGAUAUGAUGGCGUUCUGGCAUGGACAUUCUUCUUCAGGUCACCCCACACAUUUUCAAUGGGAUUCACUGACAUUAAUUUUGGUCUUCUGGAGAUAGUUCUUCACCAAGAGAGACUUAUGUUUUGGUAUCGUUACCAUAUUGGAGGAUGAAAUGACGACCCAGACCCAGUUUUACUGCCGACUGCUUGAGGUUUUCUUUCAAAAUCUUCCCAUAUCUUUUAUUUUUUGUUCAUGAUUCCUUCCACUUUGACAAGAUUUCCAGAUGCCCACAAGAUAAUACUCCCAACAUGUUUCACUGUGGGGAUGGUGUUCUACCUUUUUUCUCCAAACACAAGCAGUGUCUCUAUGGCCAAAGAGCUCUUGUUUGGUCUCAUCAGACCAUAGGACACAUACUCCAGGUUGUCCUGAGCAUAAUUAAGUCAUAUUUAAGGGUUGAAGGGGUCUCUUCUUGGUCUGCAACCUUGCAGUACAUUCCUGUGCAGAGCUCUGGUGAUUGUUUUCGGUCUUCUUCUGUCAUUCACCAGCGUCUUGUCAGUUUUUCUGGGGUCUUUAGACACAUCCGUUUUUGUCCAGGGUCUUUGAAACCUUCCGCUUCUUACCUCUGCAAAGCUUGUUCUCUAUUGUGCGGCUGUCCUUGAAUCUUAGGAUUAUUAUACUUCUUACUCCAGUUCUUGACACUUGGAAACACUUGGAUAAUAGCAUUGUACACUGUUCUCCUGCUAUGUGUGCAUCAAUAAUUAUUAUUUUUCUCAAGUCCAAACUGAUUUCUUGAAUUUUUGGCAUAGUGCUUUCUCAACUAAGAGCUCAAAUACCCAUACUUAGGCUUUUAAAUCAUGUUUUAACUUAAUUGUUGAGUGAAAUCGCCCUAUUCACCUGGUCAGCUUUAAGAACAUCACCUGUGAAGUUAAAGCACAUCAUUUGCACAAAUGACUUAAUAAAUGGUCAUUUCUUAAAGGGGGCUAAUAAUAAUGUAACUGGUCAUUUUAGUUAUUUCUUCAAUAAGUCUGUUUUGGUGUACAAAUAUAAAUAAUGCUACGUCGAAAAUCCCUUGCUCUGUUAAAAAAGUACUUGGGAAUAUUUUGAAACAACUUCAAAUUUCAAAGGCGGGCUAAUAAUUUUGUCGUCAACUGUAUUUGUAUACUGUAUAUUAUUUUGUAUACCUUUCUUUAACAGUACUCCAAGCACUUAAUCUUGUUUGAAACACUCAUUUUUUUUUAAGACUUAUCAUUGUGAUUUGAAUCUGUGUGAUUUGAAAAAGGCAAUAAGAAGUAGUGUGUAUUAGUAUGCGUCAAAUACACAAUAAUCACUCGGGAUUGAUCAGCCUUGGUCAUGUGACUGCUGUAAAUAGAAAAUACUGUAUUUGAGAUGCCAAAUUUCAGACGUUCCGGCAGCCUUUAUUUAUUAUUUAUUGUGUUGUUGAUUUUGCUGGAGAAGAUUCCAACGGCUGCAGGGGAUCCCCUCCGAGUGUCUUUGUGACUUGUUUACUAUUUCAAAAGGGAAUGUUUUCAAAUGCCUUUCAAGAAAUAAAAGAUUUUGUACGGGACAA
This is a messenger RNA of Doryrhamphus excisus (bluestripe pipefish), 5964 nucleotides long. RefSeq lists its product as uncharacterized. NCBI's taxonomy places the organism in Eukaryota, Metazoa, Chordata, Actinopteri, Syngnathiformes, Syngnathidae. The record is from RefSeq and is a predicted model, not a curated record. Gene Ontology annotation, biological process: negative regulation of DNA-templated transcription.